GGCCGAGCGAUGCGGGCUGUGCUGGGCAGGCUCGCUACGCUCGCAGCGGUGCCGGUCCGGGCCCGGCAGUCCGUUCUUCACGUCGUGCCCGCGGGUGGGCUCUGCUGAGGGGUGUCCUGAAGCGGGCAGGGGUGGCCUGGAGGAGAGCACGAGGCCUGUGGGUUCUGGCUCCGUUGGGCUGGGCCAGCUCGUGGGCUGGAGCUGUGGGACGGCCGCGCUCUGCUCGGGGCGAUGCUGCCCUUUGUCGUUUUCUCCCCCGCAGCGGGGCUUUGUCCUCUGGAAGCGUGCUGGGUGAAGGCUCAGCCUCGUGCCCUCAGCCACGCUGCCCCAUUCCCUUCUGAGGUUCCUAUUAACGCUGUUCUUGUUUCUGUCGUCUUUCCAGCCACAGAAGCCUUCACCGUAGCCCGCCUUACCAUGGCCACCCACAGCCCGGAGCAGGGCGAGCGAAUCAAGUGUGUAAAGGGAGACCUGUUUUCCUGCCCCCCAACAGACGCAUUGGCUCAUUGCAUCAGUGAGGACUGUCGUAUGGGUGCAGGGAUAGCUGUUCUUUUUAAGAAAAAGUUUGGAGGCGUCCAAGAGCUGUUAGAUCAACAAAAGAAGACUGGGGAGGUGGCAGUUCUCCAGCGAGAUGACCGGUAUAUUUAUUACCUGAUUACAAAGAAGAAAGUUUCUCACAAACCAACAUACGAGGACAUGCGGAAGAGUUUAGAAGCCAUGAAAACUCACUGCUUAAACAAUGGAGUUACUGAUAUUUCCAUGCCCAAAAUUGGGUGUGGACUGGACCGCCUGGAUUGGGAUAAAGUUUCAGCAAUACUUGGGGAAGUGUUUGAAGAUACAGAUAUAAAGAUCACUGUUUAUACUCUCUGAGCAAAAGAGUCUCAUUUCCCUGGCUUUCAGCAGUGGCAACUUCUUAACUGAUGAGGGGGAAAACUGCAUGCUGAGCACAUUCAAAGAAAAUAAAAAGAUCAAAAGUCUCAGAGCAGCUAAUUUGGGACGUAGUAUUCAGGGAACCUGUGUUGAAAGCAGGGAUAUUGUAACUCAGGGAGUUCCCAGUCUGUCACAGCAAGCCACCAGAUGUCACUAGUCCUCCACAGAGCACCUACCUGCACUGGAGCUUCUUACAGGCUGGCAGUUCCUGUGCAGUGAAAUUGGAGCUGUCUAAUGCUUAGAUAUUUGUUGUUCUGGUUCAUAAUGAUGACCUGUGGAGCCCUGUCUAUUUUUAUUUUCCAGGAUUUGCAGUGUCCAUAUAUAGCAUACGUAUUCUCUGCAGGAUUAAAAAUUAGUUUUUGUAUCUUUUGGACACGAGCACUUUUUUUAAAAUGGUAUUGUACACAAGAAGAAUUGUGCUGUCAACGUGCAGUUAAUAGUUCUUCAGUACUUUGCUGUCAGAUCAGAGUACAGUCCUUGCAAACAAUGUCUGUAUGUGUUGCGGCUGUAGACAAUAGGAGGGAAGCAGAGUUUUGGGAGGGAAUGCUGGAGACUUACAAAGACACCUAGUGGGUGUGUUCUGUAUGAUGUGAUUGGUAUCAUAUGCAGUCCUCAGUUUUCUGAGAAUCCUGAAAUAUGGAUGACUGACACGGUGUUAAAGAAAAAAAAUACUAUGGAGGCUAAGAUUUUUUUGUAUGUUUAUUGUUUCGCUUAACUGUGUUUGGAGUUUGGCUGGUAUAUGUUAUUUGAUGUCACCAAAUGUAAAAAUCAGUGACAGCUUGUUAGGCCAUUGCUGAACGCUUGAUUUUGGGAAGUUUGGUUCCAGUACUGAACAACUAACACAUUUCCUUUAUGUUUGAUUUUUACCCUAUGUCCUGUAAUACCAAAUUUUUUUUUUUUUUUACUUCUGUCACACUGAAUGCUCACAGAAAUGCCAGAAAUAUUGAAUAAACCGAAUAGAUGGGACAACUGAGAAGUUGUUAGUGUGAAAUAAGUUUUUUACUUACUCCUUGCUACUUAUUAAAUGUACGGAGCCAUUCCUGUUCUGAGCUUCAUGGGUGAAUCUGUAUUGUGUGUUUUCUUUGCUGAUGGAGAUGUGCAAAUUCUGUUUGUGUCUUUAAGAACUACAUACUGUUUUCCUUCAUGGUUUGACUAUCUUCUGCUUCUUGGUUUUGGUGGAUAAUUGCUGUAGCCAAAUACACAGCUGUGAGAAAUAAACUCGAGUGAGACAAAGGAA
Phasianus colchicus (ring-necked pheasant) is the source of this 2164-nucleotide messenger RNA. Lineage: Eukaryota; Metazoa; Chordata; Aves; Galliformes; Phasianidae. The record is from RefSeq and is a predicted model, not a curated record.